AUCCUUUUCCCUAGUUCUAUUGAACCGACCCCAUAAAACUCUCGUGAGACACACAUAUAAAUAAAGGAACAAAAAAAAGAAAAUAAUCAAAAACUCAUUCACAAAACAAAAAACAAAUCUCAGAAAAAUUCAGACACAGCUUCAACAACAAUCUAAGCAUUUCUCGAAGUGCUAUUUCUGAAUUCUGUUCCUCUUCUUGUCAGAAGGAACAUUCGAAAGGAAUGAGCUUGCAGACACGAAGAGAUAGGAGGGAAGGGGGGUCGAGGUUCCCACCACAACGUGCUCCUCGUCAAGAAUGGGUUCCGAAAGGAACUGGAGCAUCCACCACCACCUCUACCACUGCUCCCACAACCACUGCCACCGCCACCACAGCUGUUGUCGACCCUACAAGUUUGCACUCUCAUCAGAAGAACACUAAUGGUGAUGGUGGUUCAUCCAAUCAAGGAUCUGUUGUUUCUCCUCCGUUGGCUAGGCAUAGAAGUAAUCAUCAUGUUACUCAUCGUGUGGAAAGGGAACAUGUCGCUCAUCGUGUUGAAAGGGAACAUGUUGCUCAUAGUGUUGAUAGGGAACAUGUUGCUCAUCAAGUGGAAAGGGAAAAUGUUGCUCAUCGGGUGGAAAGGGAAAAUAUUGCUCAUCGGGUGGAAAGGCAACAUGUUGCUCAUCGGGUGGAAAGGGAUAAAGGGAGGAGUGGUAAUACGGCUGGGAGGGAAUACGGAUCGAGGGACUCUAGUUUGCCUCAAUUGGUGCAAGAGAUUCAGGAGAAGCUCACAAGAGGUACAGUGGAGUGCAUGAUUUGCUAUGAUAUGGUUCGUAGGUCUGCACCUAUUUGGUCUUGCUCCAGCUGCUACUCUAUCUUUCACCUGAAUUGUAUCAAGAAGUGGGCUCGUGCUCCCACCUCGGUUGAUUUAUCGGCAGAGAAGAAUCUAGGGUUUAAUUGGCGGUGUCCUGGUUGUCAGUUCGUGCAGCAUACAUCUUCAAGGGAUAUUAAGUAUGUUUGCUUUUGUGGGAAGAGGACAGACCCUCCGCAUGAUUUGUAUCUGACACCUCAUUCGUGUGGUGAACCGUGUGGGAAGCCUCUUGAGAAGGAGGUGUUGUCUACUGAAGGGAGAAAGGACCAGCUUUGCCCUCAUGCUUGUGUCUUGCAAUGCCAUCCUGGUCCAUGUCCCCCGUGUAAAGCAUUUGCCCCUCCUCGUUUGUGUCCUUGUGGAAAGAAAAGAAUCGCCACCCGUUGCUCUGAUCGGCAGUCUGAUCUUACCUGCGGUCAGCGCUGUGAUAAGCUUCUUAAUUGUGGACGACAUCGCUGUGAAAAUGCUUGCCAUGUGGGUCCUUGUGAUCCUUGUCAGGUGCUAAUCAAUGCCUCUUGCUUUUGUAGUAAAAUGACGCAGGUUAUUUUUUGUGGAGAGAUGGCUAUGAAAGGUGAAUUUAAAGUAGAAGAUGGAGUUUUUUCUUGUGGUUCUAAUUGUGGAACGGAACUUAGUUGCGGUAAUCAUAUAUGCCGUGAUGUUUGUCAUCCAGGCGGCUGUGGUGAAUGUGAAUUUUUACCAAGCCGGGUUAAGACAUGCUGUUGUGGAAAAACAAAGUUGGAGGACGAACGGAAGAGUUGUGUGGAUCCGAUACCUACAUGCUCACAAGUAUGUGGCAAGCUCCUUCCUUGCGGGAUACAUGCUUGUAAGGAGUCAUGCCAUGUUGGGGAAUGUCCACCGUGUAAGGUCCUAAUUUCACAGAAAUGCCGUUGUGGCUCAACUUCGCGAACUGUUGAAUGCUAUAAAACAAUAACGGAGAAUCAGAAAUUUACUUGUGAAAAGCCAUGUGGGGCAAAGAAGAAUUGUGGAAGGCACCGAUGUAGUGAAAAAUGUUGUCCAUUGUCUGGUCCAAAUAAGGACUUGACUAUUGCAGAUUGGGAUCCUCACUUUUGUUCCAUGCUUUGUGGAAAGAAGCUGAGAUGUGGCCAGCAUGUAUGUGAAACGUUGUGUCACAGUGGUCAUUGCCCACCGUGUCUUGAAACAAUCUUCACCGAUUUAACAUGUGCUUGUGGUAGGACUUCAAUUCCUCCUCCCCUACCUUGUGGUACAAUGCCUCCCUUAUGUCAACUUCCAUGUUCAGUUCCUCAGCCAUGUGGUCAUUUGGGCUCUCAUAGUUGCCAUUUUGGAGAUUGCCCUCCUUGUUCGGUACCUGUGUCGAAAGAAUGUGUCGGUGGCCAUGUCAUUCUUAGGAAUAUACCUUGUGGCUCAAAUAAUAUUAGAUGCAAUAAUCCCUGUGGAAGGACUAGACAAUGCGGUUUACAUGCAUGCGGAAGAACAUGCCACUCACCACCUUGUGAUACUCUACCUGAUUUUGUGAAAGGAUACCGAGCGCCAUGUGGGCAGACAUGUGGUGCUCCAAGGAGUGGCUGCCGGCACAUGUGUAUGGCUCAAUGUCACCCUACCAUAUCUUGCCCUGAUGUAAGAUGCGAGUUCCCCGUUACAAUUACUUGCUCUUGUGGCCGCAUAUCAGCUAAUGUUCCUUGUGAUGUGGGUGGUAGCAAUAGUAACUAUAAUGCUGAUGCAAUUUAUGAAGCUUCCAUUAUUCAAAAAUUGCCCGCGCCACUUCAACCGGUUGAUGCUAAUGGCCAAAAAGUUCCCCUUGGGCAAAGAAAGCUGAUGUGUGAUGAGGAAUGUGCUAAGUUGGAACGUAAAAGGGUUCUUGCCGAUGCCUUUGACAUCACUCCAAGUCUUGAUGCUCUCCACUUCGGUGAGAAUUCUUCUUUUGAAUUGCUUUCUGACACAUUUAGACGUGAUCCGAAAUGGGUUUUGGCUGUUGAAGAGAGAUGCAAAGUAUUAGUACUUGGGAAAAGCAAAGGAACUACACAUGGUUUAAAAAUCCAUGUCUUUUGCCCUAUGAUAAAGGAUAAAAGAGAUGCCGUGAGAUUGAUUGCUGAAAGAUGGAAGCUUGCGGUGAAUGCUGCUGGUUGGGAACCAAAGCGAUUUGUCGUAAUUUCUGUUACUCAAAAAUCUAAGGCCCCAGCUCGUGUGCUCGGUGUUAAGGGUACCACAACUUUAAACGCGCCACUUCCUACUGCAUUUGAUCCCUUGGUUGAUAUGGACCCAAGGCUUGUUGUCUCGUUUCCAGACUUGCCAAGGGACGCUGAUAUUAGUGCCUUGGUGUUGAGAUUUGGCGGCGAAUGUGAGCUUGUUUGGUUGAACGACAAAAAUGCUUUGGCUGUUUUUCAUGAUCCUGCCCGAGCUGCAACUGCGAUGAGGAGAUUGGAUCAUGGAACAGUUUAUCAGGGUGCUGUUUCUUUUGUCCAGAGUGCCGGAGCAUCAGCGGUGUCUUCGGUUACCAAUGCAUGGGGAGGUACGAAAGAUGGAGGAGGACUGUCAACACUGAGAAGUAAUCCAUGGAAAAAGGCAGUGGUUCUCGACCCGGGUUGGAAAGAAGAUUCAUGGGGUGAUGAACAAUGGGCUGCCGGUGGUUCUGCAAAUAUUCAACCAUCAGUUUUGAAGAAAGAAGCGCCGAUACCCGCUUCAUUGAAUCCUUGGAAUGUUUUAAACCAGGAAUCGAGUUCAAGUUCAUCACCGACAACCGUCAUGAGAAGUUUAACUUCUGGAAAACAAGCCGAAAGUGGAGAUGUCUCAACUAGGUUGGAGUCUUCUUCACGUAGCGCAAAUGUAGGAAACUUGGAUGCAAGAGAUGAUUCUGAAGUUGUAGAUGAUUGGGAGAAGGCUUUUGAAUGAGGGAAAGUAAUGAAAAUCAAACAAAAAGUAAUCUUUUUAUUGUUAGAAAUUUGAUAUACUGUUGCAAAGUAGACAUGAGGUUUAAGGUAUCUCCUUGCCAUGUUUUGUUAGUUUUGGCAAGUCAAGGUUAUUUUCACCCAUUUUAGAUAAAUGUUUCAAAAUUUAAACUCAUUGGAUCCUCUUACCCAGACUGAGAAAUGGGGUAUUAGGCUUUAGGGAAAAAUGCAUAUUGUUAAUGCUCUAUAUUUUCUCAAAGUGCAUUGAUCAGUUAAUGAAAUCUUGUUUUGAUCUUGUAUUCAUUGGAAUUAUCAUAUGAAGCCUUUAACUAAGGGUUCUCUUUUUGGAUUCUGUUAGUGCUGAUAUUACAAUGUAAUGGCAGUUUUUUUUUUUGUUAA
Molecule: messenger RNA, 4108 nt
Organism: Trifolium pratense (red clover)
Lineage: Eukaryota; Viridiplantae; Streptophyta; Magnoliopsida; Fabales; Fabaceae
Product: NF-X1-type zinc finger protein NFXL1
Exons: 2
Coding region: 222-3713 (1163 amino acids)
Biological process (GO): regulation of DNA-templated transcription
Cellular component (GO): nucleus
Molecular function (GO): RNA polymerase II transcription regulatory region sequence-specific DNA binding; zinc ion binding; DNA-binding transcription factor activity, RNA polymerase II-specific
Source: RefSeq, a predicted model, not a curated record